This is a messenger RNA of Striga asiatica, 2034 nucleotides long. The record is from the annotation of a GenBank genome assembly. Lineage: Eukaryota; Viridiplantae; Streptophyta; Magnoliopsida; Lamiales; Orobanchaceae.
CAUAUCCAAUCAUCAUAAUCUCCAACGCAACAGUAAUGGCAGCUGCAACAUCCGCCCACGGCCGCUACCCUCUCUCCACUGCCCGCCCCAUUUCACCAUCCUCGCUCAAGGUGGCCGCUCAAAUCAAUCCCAAAUCCCUCUCGCCGCCGAUAGCCAUAUCCACAAACCCAGUACACAUCAACCUAAAUCACCUCAGAGAGCUCUACGCGGCCUGCAACCUAUCCGGCCACCGAUUCCCCGCCGUCGAUGAUUCCGGAGGAGUCGAACCCAUCGACGAGAUAAAGCUCCGAACCGCCCUUUCCCACAGCCCCUUCGUCGUGUCGGCUUUCACGAAGCCCGAAUUUUUAACGACCGAUUCGGUGGAGGUGACGAAUUUCAUCGGUUUGAGCGGAGGUUGGAUGAGAAAGCUGGCACCAGUGACGCCGGAGAAUGGACGGCUGGUAGGGUUUGUUCGCGCGGUCUCUGAUUUGGGAUUGACGGCUGCCAUCUAUGAUGUCAUGCUAGAUACCAAGGUUCACCCGGCUUUACAAGGUCAGGGAAUUGGUCGGAUGAUAGUAAAAAGAAUCGUAAGAAUGCUUACUAGCAGGGAGAUAUAUGAUAUAUCUGCACUCUGUACUGGCCGUGAAAGUUCCUUAUGGAAAUCGAAUGUUGCUGAUCAAAUAGUGCAGCUUAUGUGUUACAUACACAGGCUAUUCUUCAGUGAAUGUGGAUUUGGGGAAGAUACUUUGGGUUCGACCACAAUGAUGUAUACACGUUCGGACUCUAGUAACUCCAACAAUGAGCAAGCUGUAUCAGCUGUUGGAUGGAUUGAUCCUGAAAACAAGUACUGCACAAAAAUCGACACCUCAGGGAAUGGGAAUCCGGUUUGGAAAAUGAAGUUUUCUACGGUGGUUGACCUUUCUGAUGAGUCCAAGUUUCAAGAUUUAACUUUAAACGUUGAGGUCCACAGUCGGGAGCCAAUAUUUCUCAGGCGGAGCCUCUUGGGUUCGGCUACCAUUGUUCUGAAAGAAUUUCUCAACAAGUUUGAUUCGAAAUCGGAUGUCUCGAAGCCUGUGGAAGAAGUCGGUAGCUUUCAGCUGAGGAAAAAGAGUUCGAACAAGCCUCUGGGAUUUGUGGAUGUCUCAAUCAGGAUUUCACAAGAAAGGGAGGAGCCAGGCUCUUCGUAUUUAGGCGACGAAGGCUUUCAUUUAAAAGAUCACAAGGCCGGCAUAAACCUAGCUAGCGGCUAUGGAUCUCCACACAUUCCCCUUUCCCAACUCCCUUCAUCCGCAUUCCACCAGCCGGAAAAAAAUCACUCGAACCCAUUCCCUCAAAAUCACCAACUGGAAAAAAAUCACACGCAAAAUCACCAACCGGAAACCAGCCAAUCGAACCCAUUCCCUCCAAAUCAUCAUCCCCAGCAGCCGAUCUCCGGACCAUACUACCCUGCGACCACUGGGCCCAGUCACUACCCUUCUAACGUGGGCUACACUCCUAGUUUAUUUCCCAUGAACGCGAACUAUGGGCCUAGCAGCUACAUAAACAUGCCAUCUUCAGUUGGCCCAUCGGGCCUGCGCGGGAGGCCCGGUCUUGGGAUGGGAGUUGGCGCGGGGGCCCUAGCAGCUGGAGCGGUGAUCUUUGGCGAUGAUUUCAUGUCGGGAUUUGAUGUUCCGGGCCCCUCGAGAGAUGUUGGGGUCUCCAUAUCGACCUAUCCUCCGUUCUAGGGUUCUCUUGGAAAUUCCGGAGAACAUAUUGACGAAAAUGACCCCUGAAGUUUGGGUUGACUGCAAAAGAUUUGGACUUCGGUUUGAAAUCAAGAACAACCCGUUUGAUAUGUUUCGUUUUCUUUUACCUUUUCCUCUUUCUAGGGUGUAUUAGUAACAUUGAAUGGUUAGCUGAAAUGUUUCUGUAAUUGAGAUUGAGGAGUCUCAGGGGUGGCACUGUAAUUAAUCAUUAAUUUCGUUAAUGAAAUGUAGCAGUAUCUCCAUUGUGCAAGAAUGUCUUCUAGCCAUAAAUCUGAUGUGAUUAAUCUUAACAUUUUUUUUUUCCUACUAA